This is a messenger RNA of Rotaria sordida, 432 nucleotides long. Lineage: Eukaryota; Metazoa; Rotifera; Eurotatoria; Philodinida; Philodinidae. The record is from the annotation of a GenBank genome assembly.
AUGUCGACAGCUACAAAAAAAAUAUCACGAUUAGAAAGAGAAGCUAUUUUACGUGCCAAAGAUUCGGAAUAUAAACGUGAACAAGCAUCAAGUUUAUUAACGGAUUCAUGUCAGGAUGAAGAAGUAUUUGAAAAUGAUCGUCAUCGACGUUUUGAAAAGAUGAGACAAACACGUCAAAUACAACGUGAAAUUGAUCAUCAAGUAGGAAUGAUAGACAAAUUAAACGAACGAAAACAACAAGAAAUACAAAAAAAACAAAAACCAACGACAACAACAACAACACCACGAAGUUAUCUUACAUCUUUAUCAUCAUCAUUAUCAUCAUCAUCAUCAACAACGUCAUCAUCAGUGACCGAUCGAGCUAAUCGUGGCGGAACAGCUACAGAAAAAUAUACAACUACCAAGCAUACCAGUGAUGGCAAAGUCUAUUAA